AUCUCUUUACACAAAAUGUCCAACGCCGUCAAGUAUGGAAACUAUGAUAUGCACUUUGUGAAAGGAGUCGACGAGAUGUUAAACGAUGGUACAUUAGUUGUUAGUGCCGAAAACAGAAGCACUUCCAAGUACCCGGAAUUCUUGCCAACCUGGAAUCCUAACGAUAAGCUCCCCCCAUUGAAGUUUUUCAAACAUGAAGACCCCGGGUGCCGUGCCGACCCAAAGUUUCCCAACUUGCUCCCCAAAGACAGGGAAUUUAUCAAUCAAAAAAUCACCCCAAAAAUGGGAUCAGAGAUUCGUGGCAUCCAAUUGUCUCAGUUGGACGAUAAGGGCAAAGACGAGUUGGCGCUUUUUGUUGCACAACGCGGUGUCGUGGUGUUUCGGGACCAGGAUUUCGCCGACAAAGGCCCUCAAUUCGCAGUGGACUUCGGCAGGCACUUUGGGCCUUUGCACAUCCACCCCACCGGAGGUGUCCCACGAGGGUUCCCAGACUUACAUGUGACAUACAGAAGGGCCACUCCUGGCGACUUUGAGAGGGUGUUUAGCUCCCAAACCCAUGCGGUACUUUGGCACUCAGACAUUAGUUAUGAGUUGCAGCCAUCAGGAACCACUUUUUUUUCGGUAUUGGAUGGGCCAGACUCGGGAGGUGAUACUAUUUUCGCCGAUGUGGUUGAAGCCUACAAGCGGUUGUCGCCCGAGUUCCAAAAGCGGUUGGACGGGCUCCAUGUAUUGCAUACCUCCGAAGACCAGGCCACAAACUCUAGAACUCAGGGAGGAGUUGAGCGUAGAAAACCAGUUUCUAAUAUCCAUCCCUUGAUUAGAGUUCACCCCGCCACUAAGGAGAAGUACAUCUACAUUAACCGGCCAUUUUCCCGUAGAAUCGUUGAGUUGAAGGAGCAAGAAUCGGCUUUUUUGUUGGAGUUUUUGUACAAGCAUAUCGAGCAAUCCCAUGACUUGCAGUUGCGGGCUCGGUGGGAACCCAAGACAGUGGUGGUAUGGGAUAACAGAAACACGCAACACUCUGCCAUUAUCGACUGGGACACUCCUGUUUCUCGUCAUGCCUUUAGAAUUGCUCCUCAGGCCGAAAGACCAGUUGAGGACUUGGCUGACUUGAACAAGGAAGACUAUGCGGUUGGAGACGUGGGUGAGGCAUUAGAGAGGGCUUUGAACCCAUAGAUGCUUAUGUGGCACCUUAACAUGGACUUUCUUCCAAUACAAUUCAACUCCCUUGUACCACUAUUUAGAUAAUUUAUUGAAUGUCACCAAGUAGCUAGAGCCGAUUAAAAUUGUAGCUGCGAAAACUGGCCUUCCAAACCGGGUGAAUCGCAAAGGUGGCCCACCACCUAAAUUCCAAUACUGCUGGAAAAUGUAGACUGUUGGGUUCUCUUUGAUUAGUUAGUGUUUCACCGAACUAAAAAUACAUCAUUUUUUGCCC
Molecule: messenger RNA, 1435 nt
Organism: Yamadazyma tenuis ATCC 10573
Lineage: Eukaryota; Fungi; Ascomycota; Pichiomycetes; Serinales; Debaryomycetaceae
Product: TauD/TfdA dioxygenase family protein
Biological process (GO): sulfur compound catabolic process
Cellular component (GO): cytoplasm
Molecular function (GO): sulfonate dioxygenase activity
Source: RefSeq, a predicted model, not a curated record